AUGGACAGUCUACAUAAAGGAUGGUUCACCGAGUUUUCUCCUGAUGAUCUUGAAAAGAUCAAAAACACGGGUAAUGGCCAAGAUAAACAACUUCGUUCGGAUGGACAGGAAAUGGGUGGAGCAUGGCCGGGACAAGCGUUUUCAUUGCAAGUGCAAGAAGUUCUCUUUCAUGAAAAGAGUCAAUAUCAAGAUGUUCUUGUUUUCAAAAGUGAAACUUAUGGAAAUGUUUUGGUUUUGGAUGGGAUUAUUCAAUGCACGGAACGGGAUGAAUUUUCAUAUCAAGAAAUGCUUGCUCACUUGCCCCUUUUUGCACAUAAAGACCCAAAAAAAGUGUUGAUCAUUGGUGGUGGAGAUGGUGGAAUUCUGAGAGAAGUUCUCAAACAUAAAGCUGUAGAAAAAGUUACAAUGUGUGAGAUCGAUCAAAUGGUUAUCGACGUCUCGAAAAAAUUUCUACCGCACAUGUCUCAUGGGUUUUCUGAUCCAAAGCUUGAUCUCUAUGUGGGAGAUGGAUUCGAGUUUCUGAAGAAUCAUAAGAAUGAGUUUGACGUGAUCAUUACCGAUUCAUCAGACCCAGUUGGACCUGCUGAGUCGCUAUUUGGAGAGUCUUAUUAUGAACUUCUUCGAGAUGCUUUGAAUGACACCGGAAUUUUAUCCUCACAAGGUGAAAGCUUUUGGUUGCAUCUUCCCUUACUUCAACACCUCAUUGCUUUCAAUAGACGCCUCUUUUCAAAAGUUCAAUAUGCGUCAAGUCCUGUCUCUACUUAUCCAUCGGGGUCGAUGGGCUAUCUAAUCUGUGGGAAACAGGAUCAUGACCUUUCCGUGCCAGCUCGUAUCCUGGACUCGGCUGCACUCAAGGAAAUGAAAUUGCGAUACUAUAACUCAGAGAUUCACCGAGCGGCCUUCGUUUUACCGCAAUUUGUUAAAGAGGCUUUUGAA
Mesorhabditis belari is the source of this 936-nucleotide messenger RNA. The record is from the annotation of a GenBank genome assembly. Lineage: Eukaryota; Metazoa; Nematoda; Chromadorea; Rhabditida; Rhabditidae.